Messenger RNA from Phasianus colchicus (ring-necked pheasant), 5476 nucleotides. The record is from RefSeq and is a predicted model, not a curated record. NCBI's taxonomy places the organism in Eukaryota, Metazoa, Chordata, Aves, Galliformes, Phasianidae.
UUCCUGUUUAAGCGCAGCCAUGGCUUCUCCAGAUGCUGAGAUGGCCGCCUUUGGGGAGGCCGCUCCCUAUCUCCGAAAGUCAGAGAAGGAAAGAAUUGAGGCCCAGAACAAGCCUUUUGAUGCCAAGACAUCUGUUUUUGUGGUGCAUCCCAAAGAAUCCUUUGUGAAAGGGACAAUCCAAAGCAAAGAAUCUGGGAAGGUCACUGUCAAGACUGAAGGUGGAGAGACUCUGACUGUGAAAGAAGAUCAGGUCUUCUCCAUGAACCCUCCCAAGUACGAUAAAAUUGAGGACAUGGCCAUGAUGACCCACCUCCAUGAACCCGCUGUGCUGUACAACCUCAAAGAGCGUUAUGCAGCCUGGAUGAUCUACACCUACUCGGGCCUCUUCUGUGUCACUGUCAACCCCUACAAGUGGCUGCCGGUGUACAACCCGGAGGUGGUGUUGGCCUACCGAGGCAAAAAGCGCCAGGAGGCCCCUCCACACAUCUUCUCCAUCUCUGACAACGCCUAUCAGUUCAUGCUGACUGACCGUGAGAAUCAGUCAAUUCUGAUCACUGGAGAAUCCGGUGCAGGAAAGACUGUGAACACGAAACGUGUCAUCCAGUACUUUGCAACAAUUGCAGCUAGCGGGGAGAAGAAGAAGGAGGAGCAGCCUGGCAAAAUGCAGGGAACACUUGAGGAUCAAAUCAUCAGUGCCAACCCGCUGCUGGAGGCCUUUGGAAAUGCCAAGACUGUGAGGUCCCUGCUUUCAGACAUGCUCCUUAUUACCACCAACCCAUAUGAUUACCAUUAUGUGAGUCAAGGCGAGAUUACCGUUCCCAGUAUUGAUGACCAAGAGGAGCUUAUGGCUACAGAUAGUGCCAUUGACAUCCUGGGCUUCACUGCUGAUGAAAAGACUGCCAUCUACAAGCUGACAGGGGCUGUCAUGCACUAUGGGAAUUUGAAGUUCAAGCAGAAACAGCGAGAGGAGCAGGCAGAGCCAGAUGGCACAGAAGUGGCUGAUAAGGCUGCCUACCUCAUGGGCCUGAAUUCAGCUGAAUUGCUCAAAGCCCUGUGUUAUCCUCGAGUGAAGGUUGGGAAUGAAUUCGUGACCAAAGGUCAAACUGUGUCACAGGUGCACAAUUCAGUUGGUGCUCUGGCAAAGGCUGUCUAUGAGAAGAUGUUCUUGUGGAUGGUUAUUCGCAUCAACCAACAGCUGGAUACCAAGCAGCCCAGGCAGUACUUCAUUGGUGUCCUGGACAUUGCUGGCUUUGAGAUCUUUGAUUUCAACAGCUUUGAGCAGCUGUGCAUCAACUUCACCAAUGAGAAACUGCAACAGUUCUUCAACCACCACAUGUUCGUGCUGGAACAGGAGGAGUACAAGAAGGAAGGCAUUGAAUGGGAAUUCAUUGACUUUGGGAUGGACCUGGCUGCCUGCAUUGAGCUCAUUGAAAAGCCCAUGGGGAUCUUCUCCAUCCUGGAAGAGGAGUGCAUGUUCCCCAAGGCAACUGACACCUCUUUCAAGAACAAGCUCUAUGACCAGCAUCUGGGCAAGUCCAACAAUUUCCAGAAGCCCAAGCCUGCCAAAGGCAAGGCUGAGGCCCACUUCUCCCUGGUGCACUAUGCUGGCACAGUGGACUACAACAUCUCUGGCUGGCUUGAGAAGAACAAGGACCCCCUGAACGAAACUGUCAUUGGGUUGUACCAGAAAUCAUCUGUGAAGACACUGGCCUUACUGUUUGCCACCUAUGGUGGAGAAGCUGAGGGUGGUGGCAAAAAGGGUGGCAAGAAGAAGGGUUCUUCUUUCCAGACAGUCUCAGCUCUUUUCCGUGAGAAUUUAAACAAGUUGAUGGCUAACCUGAGAAGCACUCACCCCCAUUUUGUACGCUGCAUCAUCCCAAAUGAAACAAAAACACCUGGUGCCAUGGAACAUGAACUGGUGCUGCACCAGCUGCGAUGCAAUGGUGUGCUAGAAGGCAUCAGGAUUUGCAGGAAAGGAUUCCCCAGCAGAGUCCUAUAUGCUGACUUCAAACAGAGAUAUAGAGUGCUUAAUGCAAGUGCUAUCCCAGAGGGACAAUUUAUGGAUAGCAAGAAGGCUUCUGAGAAGCUCCUUGGAUCCAUUGAUGUGGACCACACCCAGUACAGAUUUGGUCACACCAAGGUGUUCUUCAAAGCUGGGCUGCUGGGACUCCUGGAGGAGAUGAGAGAUGAUAAGCUGGCUGAAAUCAUCACUCGCACACAAGCCAGAUGCAGGGGCUUCCUGAUGAGAGUGGAGUACCAGAGAAUGGUGGAAAGGAGGGAGUCCAUUUUCUGCAUCCAGUACAAUGUUCGUUCAUUCAUGAAUGUCAAGCACUGGCCCUGGAUGAAGCUGUUCUUCAAAAUCAAGCCCCUGCUGAAGAGCGCAGAGUCUGAGAAGGAGAUGGCCAACAUGAAGGAAGAGUUUGAGAAGACCAAGGAAGAGCUUGCAAAAUCUGAGGCAAAGAGGAAGGAGCUGGAGGAGAAAAUGGUUGUCCUAUUGCAGGAGAAAAAUGACCUGCAGCUCCAAGUGCAGGCGGAAGCAGAUAGCUUGGCUGAUGCUGAGGAAAGAUGUGACCAGCUCAUCAAAACCAAAAUCCAGCUGGAAGCCAAAAUUAAGGAGGUGACAGAACGAGCUGAGGAUGAGGAGGAAAUUAAUGCUGAGCUGACAGCCAAGAAGAGGAAACUGGAGGAUGAAUGCUCAGAGCUGAAGAAAGAUAUAGAUGACCUGGAGUUAACAUUGGCCAAAGUUGAGAAGGAAAAGCAUGCCACUGAAAACAAGGUGAAAAAUCUCACAGAAGAGAUGGCAGUCCUGGAUGAGACAAUUGCCAAGCUGACAAAAGAGAAGAAAGCCCUCCAAGAGGCACAUCAGCAGACACUGGAUGACCUGCAAGUAGAGGAAGACAAAGUCAAUACUCUGACCAAAGCUAAAACCAAGCUGGAGCAGCAAGUGGACGAUCUGGAAGGGUCCCUGGAGCAAGAGAAGAAGCUGCGCAUGGACCUCGAGAGAGCUAAGAGGAAACUUGAAGGAGACCUGAAGCUAUCCCAUGAUAGCAUAAUGGAUUUGGAAAAUGAUAAGCAGCAGCUAGAUGAGAAACUGAAGAAGAAAGACUUUGAAAUCAGCCAAAUCCAGAGCAAAAUUGAGGAUGAGCAAGCCCUGGGCAUGCAGUUACAGAAGAAGAUCAAGGAGCUCCAGGCCCGUAUUGAGGAACUGGAGGAGGAAAUUAGUGAGCUGAAGAUGGAGAUUGAUGACUUGGCCAGCAACAUGGAGUCUGUCUCCAAAGCCAAGGCAAAUCUAGAGAAGAUGUGCCGCACUCUGGAGGACCAGCUGAGUGAGCUUAAAACCAAGGAGGAACAAAAUCAGCGCAUGAUCAAUGACCUCAAUACCCAAAGAGCCCGUCUGCAAACAGAAACAGGUGAAUAUUCUCGCCAGGCAGAGGAAAAAGAUGCUUUGAUUUCUCAGCUCUCUAGGGGCAAGCAGGGAUUUACCCAACAGAUUGAGGAACUGAAGAGACAUCUAGAGGAAGAAAUAAAGGCCAAGAAUGCCCUGGCUCACGCCUUACAAUCUGCACGUCAUGACUGUGAGUUGCUCCGAGAACAAUAUGAGGAGGAGCAGGAAGCCAAGGGUGAGCUGCAGCGUGUCUUGUCCAAGGCCAACAGCGAAGUGGCCCAGUGGAGAACCAAAUAUGAGACGGAUGCUAUUCAGCGCACAGAGGAGCUGGAGGAGGCCAAGAAGAAGCUGGCACAGCGCCUGCAGGAUGCAGAGGAACACGUUGAAGCUGUGAAUGCCAAAUGUGCUUCCCUGGAAAAGACAAAGCAGAGGCUGCAGAAUGAGGUGGAGGACCUGAUGGUUGAUGUGGAGCGAUCAAAUGCUGCCUGUGCAGCUCUGGACAAGAAACAGAAGAACUUUGACAAGAUCUUGGCGGAGUGGAAGCAGAAGUACGAGGAAACACAGACUGAGCUGGAGGCCUCCCAGAAGGAGUCUCGCUCCCUCAGCACAGAGCUGUUCAAGAUGAAGAAUGCCUAUGAGGAGUCCCUGGACCACCUGGAAACGCUGAAGCGAGAGAACAAGAACUUGCAGCAGGAGAUUGCCGACCUCACGGAGCAGAUUGCAGAGGGAGGAAAAGCGGUUCAUGAGCUGGAGAAAGUCAAGAAGCAUGUUGAGCAGGAGAAGUCUGAACUCCAAGCCUCUCUGGAGGAAGCUGAGGCCUCCCUGGAACACGAAGAGGGGAAGAUCCUGCGCCUCCAACUGGAGCUUAACCAGAUCAAAUCUGAGAUUGACAGGAAGAUAGCUGAGAAAGAUGAGGAAAUUGACCAGCUGAAGAGAAAUCACCUCAGAAUUGUGGAGUCCAUGCAGAGCACCUUGGAUUCUGAGAUUAGGAGCAGGAAUGAAGCCCUGCGGCUGAAGAAGAAGAUGGAGGGAGACCUGAAUGAAAUGGAGAUCCAGCUGAGCCAUGCCAACCGCAUGGCUGCUGAGGCACAAAAGAACCUGAGAAACACACAAGGAACACUCAAGGAUACCCAGAUACAUUUGGAUGACGCUCUCAGAACACAGGAGGAUCUGAAGGAACAGGUGGCCAUGGUGGAGCGCAGAGCAAACCUGUUGCAGGCUGAAGUUGAGGAGCUACGAGGAGCCCUGGAGCAGACGGAGCGCUCAAGGAAAGUGGCUGAGCAGGAGCUUCUGGACGCAACUGAACGUGUGCAACUUCUCCACACCCAGAAUACCAGCUUGAUCAACACCAAAAAGAAGCUGGAAACAGACAUUGUGCAAAUUCAGAGUGAAAUGGAAGACACCAUCCAGGAAGCCCGCAAUGCUGAAGAGAAGGCCAAGAAGGCCAUCACCGAUGCGGCCAUGAUGGCAGAAGAGCUGAAGAAGGAGCAGGACACCAGUGCCCACCUGGAGAGGAUGAAGAAGAACAUGGACCAGACAGUGAAGGACUUGCAGCUCCGUCUGGAUGAGGCAGAGCAGCUGGCUCUGAAGGGAGGCAAGAAGCAACUCCAGAAGCUGGAGGCCAGGGUGCGGGAGCUGGAAGGGGAGGUUGAUUCUGAGCAGAAGCGCAGCGCUGAAGCUGUGAAGGGUGUGCGCAAGUACGAGAGGAGGGUGAAGGAGCUGACCUACCAGACUGAGGAAGACCGGAAGAAUAUUCUCAGGCUCCAGGAUCUGGUGGACAAACUGCAGAUGAAAGUGAAAUCCUACAAGAGACAAGCUGAGGAGGCUGAGGAGCUGUCCAAUGUCAACCUCUCCAAAUUCCGCAAGAUCCAGCACGAGCUGGAGGAAGCAGAGGAGCGGGCUGACAUUGCAGAGUCACAGGUCAACAAGCUCCGUGUGAAGAGUCGGGAGAUUCAUGGCAAGAAGAUAGAAGAGGAAGAGUGAGAAUGUCAUGAUAGUAAAGUGGCAUAAGGAAUUCACAAAAUGUGAAAACUCUGUCACUUUUUUCCAUAAUUUGUAUUUUUAACCCCCUCCAUACAUGGCAAAUAAAAG